Messenger RNA from Puntigrus tetrazona (Sumatra barb), 3586 nucleotides. It is a transcript of the gene zdhhc1, whose product is annotated as zinc finger DHHC-type containing 1. NCBI's taxonomy places the organism in Eukaryota, Metazoa, Chordata, Actinopteri, Cypriniformes, Cyprinidae. Gene Ontology annotation, biological process: peptidyl-L-cysteine S-palmitoylation; protein targeting to membrane. Gene Ontology annotation, cellular component: endoplasmic reticulum; Golgi apparatus. Gene Ontology annotation, molecular function: protein-cysteine S-palmitoyltransferase activity. The record is from RefSeq and is a predicted model, not a curated record.
GUUUUCCCGGAUGUGGGUGCGUCGGUCAGCUAUUUAAUACACAAAUUGUCUGAAAAUAUUGGAUUGGCUGCUGCUGCUGUUGUAUGAUAAAAUCUUUUUACUAUAUUUGUGAAAUCGUUAAAGUAGCCUCGGUUGAAUAAAACGCUUUGGAUAUUGAUCGAGAUACGCGCGGUUGCUGUGAGAUGUGAUUUGUUUGCAGAAUGGUUAGUUAACGGUACAGUCCGUCGUGCUCAACGCACACACCGAGCGCUUAACGUUUGGUCCGUUUUAAACAUCAUGUUUUUGGUGCUCUAUUCUAAGUUAAUUACUACAGCAAGAGGAGACUGAUUUACCCACGAGAUGAAUUAUUUAGGUUAUUGAAACGCGGGCUACGGAUACGGUAAAUGAGUAAAGAUAGAGCUAGCUGUCACUCGGAGCUGUUGCGUUGGUGCUGUGGAUGAGGCUCAAAGAUGUGUCAGGUUAGUGGUAGUUUUCGUUUCAAAAAAAAGCAGUGCAGGUAAUGUUGGCUGAUUCAGAUGUGGCGGAGCAGUCCUGACAUCAGUAACUGACCAGUAUUUAUGUCAGGAGUGACAGAAGGAGGCUCCCCUCUCAUGGAUGUCUGCAGCAAGAACUCCAACCGUACAGCCCCAGUGAGUGAGGGGGUACCCAGAAGAGCGGAUGUGCCCCUUUGUUCUCGGACCAAUGGUUGGAGCUGGCCUCCACACCCUUUUCAGCUCCUGGCCUGGCUGCUUUAUCUCUACUUUGCUGUCACUGGCUUUGGUGUAUUCGUGCCUCUGCUCCCCACACACUGGAUCCCAGCCGGAUAUAUUUGUACAGGCAUUACAUUCAUCUGUCACCUCUUCAUGCACCUGAUGGCCGUGUCCAUUGACCCUGCGGAUUAUAACGUUAGAGCUAAGAGUUAUAAGGGACCCAUGCCAGUGUUCGACCGCACCAAACAUGCACACGUCAUCGAGAACUGUCACUGCUACCUCUGUGAGGUGGAUGUGGGGCCUAAAUCUAAACACUGUAGUGCAUGUAAUAAGUGUGUGGCAAGCUUUGACCACCACUGUCGAUGGCUGAACAAUUGUGUGGGCAGCAGAAAUUACUGGCUGUUUCUUAACAGCGUGAUCUCUGCUCUCCUGGGGAUUGUUUUGGUUGUAGUUAUCGCUAGUUAUGUUUUCAUAGAGUUUUUUUUGGACCCAUCAAAACUUCGUUCUGACAAGCACUUUCAACAGGUAAGGAAUGAAUCCGUGGUGUGGUUUGUGUUUCUGCCCGUGGCUCCGGUCACCACAGCUGGUCCAGCCAUUCCCGCUUUAGCAGGAGUCACCAUCACUCUGGGCCUACUGUCUGCACUUUUGCUGGGACACUUACUCUGCUUCCACAUAUACCUCAUGUGGAACAGACUUAGCACAUAUGAGUAUAUUGUGCGACAGCGGCAUCGGCAAGAGGCCAAAGAUUCGAGAAAGCCCCCUCCAGAGAAUGAAUCUGGGAUUCCCAAGAUGAAUCUAUUUAAGCAGCAGGUCAGUUAUAGCGGGACAUUUGGCUACACCAAUCCUGAGAUGGAGGUAGAGGAUCCAAACGCCAUGAGCUCCCAAGAAGGAUCAGCGCGUUAUGGCAAUGGCAGGGUCAGAGGCUCAUCUGAGCACAUGGGUGAAGAAGAGCUCCUCCCUGCUGUCAUAACAGAGAACAAAGCAUCUCCUCACCCUCACAAACACACACAGAAAAAAAAGAGGAAAGUGCGCAAGCUUGUAGCCGAGGUAAACAGUGACAGGUCCAUUGAAACCAGCGCCACCAAAGGCAUGCCAAAGACUUCUGCUGAGCAGGAGUCCUCUGUAGCUGCCGCCACUGUGUCCUCCUCUCUUGGUCAGCGCUUACCCUUCCCAGCAUCCCUGCGGGCCUCCCUCCCCCCUCUUGCACCCGUACAAGCCGCCGGUCCCCCUGCUGAGUAUCAUUCUGACUCCGCAGAAUCUCUGGAGGAGAUCCCUGUAGCAAUGGCACGGCUUGGCAGCGCAGCUUUGGCCAGCGCUACUACUACUGCUGCUGCGUCUGCCACCAGCUAUUCCUCUUCUCUCCAGUGCACUUUGCCUUCCUCAGCACCUGGACAAGCUUUACCCUUCCCCCAGCCCAGGACCAAGAGGAAAGCAGUCAUUCGGAAAGCUGCCGAGCAGCGGUUUGAGAUGGUGUCCCAUAAUCCAUCCAUGUUCGUGAGUCGAGAAAGUGGAGAGCCUGCCAUGCCCCAAGAGGGCGUUAUCACAGAGGAAAGUCCCCGUGUGGCCAAACGCAAACAGACAGGUAAAAAGAGAAAUAUGGAGGACACUAAACCCAGCUCUGGUGUAGUGACUACUACAGAAAUGCAUCAUUACUAAUCAGGACUCACUGGGCACUUGUUUCUCCAUUUAAAAAAAAAAAAAAAAAAAAAAACUUGAGCUGCUUUAGAAGAAUCAGAUAAAAACUGAUGUAGCACUGUUGCAACCUAUGCAAACACCACUGAAUGUCAGCAGUAAGAACCUUUUGCUGGACGUCAUUGGUCAGUGUCAUUGGGUCUGAACACCACAUACUGUAUAAAGUUGCAUAUAGAUAUGUUUGACAGUGGGUCAUGAGGUCCCCCCUCAGAUCAGACUCUCUUUUAUAUAUAUAUAAAAUAUUUUCAUUCAUGAAAUUGUUGAUUGUGGAUUGAAGCCUUGGACUUAAGCCUCAACUUAUCAUGAAUCGUUUGAGGAAUCCAUGACACUAAAACUUAACUAAUUUAUUUAGCCUUUCAUUAACUCCAGUACAUUUUCAUUACAACCUUUGCUGUAGCGUUGCACAAAUACAUUCAUUGCUGUAGCAUUGCACAUCCUUAAUGCAGUGCUGCCCUUCUUAAUUAUUUAUUUACAUAUAUAAAAUGCCAAAGUUUUAGUUUUCUAUGAUGAAUCACGCAUGACCACUGAUAUCACUUUCAGGGUUUUUAGUUCAUAUUUUUACAUGAAUGUAUAUUAAGUUACCUUAUUUUUAAAUUAUUGUUGUUAAUUGUUGCUUUUCCUUUUUGUUGUUUUUAUCAGCUUUUAUGUCUGUGUUUGGGAGAAUUUGAGUUAUAGUGCGUACUAUAGAAUGUACUUCUAGUGGUAUUCUACUCAAGUUCUUUAGUCACUUUCUAAAUAAAGAUCUUCUAUUAAGCAGUGCCACAUGAUGUCGGCCCUUAUGAAUGAAGUCCACUCCCUCCAUCUCAAAUGCUGCUCAGACAACCCAGUUACACAGUUGUUUAUCUAUCAACAGAAGCAUUCUUAGUACAUGAUGUUUUGGGAAGGGGGGUGGCUGAAUGAUGACCUGAUGAGGAAGCAAUAUGAAAAUGUGUGUGCUUUUUCUUCUUCUUUUUUUUUAAUGUAAAAAAAUAAAAUGCAUUUCACUUCAACUGUAUUCCCACACUUUUUUUUUUUUUUUUUGCAUUACCAUUGUUUUAAAUGCGUCUGUCAUCUGUGUUACCUAUAUUCUGUGUGUUUGUUUUUAAAUCAAAUCUGAAAUAUUUUUUGCGAAAUUCUCUUUAAUAAAAUUGCACUGCAGAAGACUCCUGCAAUAUUCGUGGUGGGAAAAAGUCACUCGUUCUUUAAUAAAGACAAUAAAAAGGAAA